Coregonus clupeaformis (lake whitefish) is the source of this 1865-nucleotide messenger RNA. RefSeq names its product NAD-dependent protein deacylase sirtuin-5, mitochondrial. The transcript has 9 exons. NCBI's taxonomy places the organism in Eukaryota, Metazoa, Chordata, Actinopteri, Salmoniformes, Salmonidae. The coding region runs from base 120 to 1037 and encodes 305 amino acids. Gene Ontology annotation, molecular function: protein-succinyllysine desuccinylase activity; protein-malonyllysine demalonylase activity; NAD+ binding. The record is from RefSeq and is a predicted model, not a curated record.
GGUAUACCGCCCAAGCCUAUUAGCCAGCAGAAUACUAGGAUGAGGAGGCCGUGUAGCCCGUCUUUUCAGCCUAGUUUGGAAUCCCCUUUUCUUCGUCAGCGCUGAGGUCGUUAACCCUGAUGAUUGUACGUCAGUUCACCAGCAGAGGCGUCACCUCUCAUCUGUGUGCCCGAUUUAAAGAGCCCCGGACCCAGAACAGACAGGACAUGGCCAGACCCAGCUCAGACCUAGCAGCGUUCCGAGAGGUGUUCUCUAAAGCCAAACAUGUGGCAAUCUUGACGGGAUCAGGGGUUAGUGCUGAGAGUGGGGUCCCAACCUUCAGAGGAGAAGGAGGCUUCUGGAGGAAAUGGCAAGCCCAGGACCUGGCCACCCCUGGUGCGUUCAGUCAGAACCCGUCCAGGGUAUGGGAGUUCUACCACUACCGCAGGGAGGUGAUGCUGACGAAGAGCCCCAACUCUGCUCAUAUGGCCAUAGCAGAGUGUGAGGCCAGGCUGCAGAAACAGGGGCGCCGCGUCACCGUCAUCACCCAGAACAUCGAUGAGCUGCAUCGCCGAGCCGGAUCCACCAACAUCUUGGAGAUACACGGCAGUUUGUUUAAAACCUGCUGUAUGAGCUGUGGUCAUGUUGGGGUUAACCACAAGAGCCCCAUCUGUGAUGCCCUGGAGGGCAAAGGUGCUCCAGACCCCAACACCAGUGAUGCUCAGAUCCCGCCUCAUGAUCUACCCAGGUGUGAGCAGGGUGGCUGUAGUGGUCUGCUCAGGCCUAAUGUGGUCUGGUUCGGGGAGACUCUGGACUCCGACAUCCUGACUCGCGUUGAAGAGGAACUAGACCUCUGUGACCUCUGCCUAGUGGUAGGUACGUCCUCCAUAGUGUACCCAGCAGCCAUGUUUGCUCCCCAGGUGGCGGCUAGAGGAAUACCAGUAGCUGAAUUUAACAUGGAGGAAACACCCGCCACCAUGCGCUUCAGGUUCCACUUCCACGGCCCCUGUGGGACCACCCUGCCCCCUGCACUGGCACGCCACGACAAUGAGCCCUGACUUCCCUGGGUCGAGCCAUAGUGCAGUUUACACAGACCGGACUCAAAUGCUGGAUGGGUGUGCUCAGGGGUGUAUUCAUUAGGGUAAAGCAUUUAGCAACAGUUAACGUUCUGCAUUGAAAACAAUCGUUUCUUAUUGGGCAAUUUCAGGUUAGUCGCUGCUCGUUUCAGCCAUUUGGUUCCUAAUGAAUACACCCCAGUUUUGUGAAUGUAAUGUAUGCUAUAGAAAAAACACUGUGCUGACAAUACCCCACACUCCCUAGGCUACCACUCUGGAUUUGUGUUAUUGCGUAAUAUGAAAACCCAUAUCAUGUCAAAAGAAUAAGUCACAAUUAUGACAUGUAGUCCGCUAUCUCAAGCACAAUGAUUCCUUUUCCCUUUGCAUAGGCAUAUUCAUCCAAUAUCAAUGCAUUAGAUCAUGGUGGUCGUUGCACGUUAGAUGGUACUUUUAUCAUAUUAAAAAGAUGAUAUAUAAAAUGUGGAAGGUUCAUAUCCGACCGUAGAUGCUUUUUAAAUCAGGUGUGUGUGCUGGCAGUAGUGGGCAGUGUUUAGCUAUAUUUGUUAUUGUCUGUCUACAGAGCAUGGGAAAAUCCCUGAUUUACUCCUAGCUGAUGCAUCUAAUUGCCAGUUCAUUGUAAAAGAGAACGGGUUCUCAAUAACCUACCUGAUAAUACAUUAACAACUAUUUUGGUCAGUUUGAGUGGUUCUGAAGCCUGGUCCCACUUUACUUUGACUUGUAGUAUAUGAGUGUUCAUUGAUGUGUCUGUGCCUUCAGGAUGACUGGGUCAGGGUUGGAGUUGAGGUUAUGAUAAAAAAAAAUGUCUAGUGA